AUGACCGCUGCCAUUGCCCCUACCAGACGUCAAGUGUUGUCACUUUAUAAACAAUUCAUUAAGAACGCCAAUCAAUUCAAUAAUUUCAAUUUUAGAGAGUAUUUCUUAAGAAAAUCAAGAGCAUCAUUCAAACAAAAUUCUACAAUACAAGAUGCUGAAAAACUCUCGAAGCUAUACCAAGAUGCUAAAAAUGAUUUAAGUGCGUUAAAGAGACAAUCCGUGAUAUCUCAAAUGUAUACAUUUGAUAAACUUGUUGUAGAACCUGUUGAUAAGGAAGAAAGGAAGGAUAUUAAUAAGCAUUAA
Naumovozyma dairenensis CBS 421 is the source of this 303-nucleotide messenger RNA. It is a transcript of the gene ISD11, whose product is annotated as Isd11p. The transcript has a single exon. Gene Ontology annotation, biological process: iron-sulfur cluster assembly. Gene Ontology annotation, cellular component: L-cysteine desulfurase complex; mitochondrion. The record is from RefSeq and is a predicted model, not a curated record. Bases 1 to 303 code for a protein of 100 amino acids. Lineage: Eukaryota; Fungi; Ascomycota; Saccharomycetes; Saccharomycetales; Saccharomycetaceae.